Ruditapes philippinarum (Manila clam) is the source of this 14752-nucleotide messenger RNA. RefSeq names its product low-density lipoprotein receptor-related protein 2-like. The record is from RefSeq and is a predicted model, not a curated record. NCBI's taxonomy places the organism in Eukaryota, Metazoa, Mollusca, Bivalvia, Venerida, Veneridae. Gene Ontology annotation, molecular function: calcium ion binding; protein binding.
UAUUGUCAUGAAUUUUAAUUAAUAAAACACCAGUAUUCAAACGGCACUGGUUUUCGGAUAAUGUGUGUUUUAAACUGGGAAAUUCCCGUACGAUUCUCUUUCCACAUCAUCUAACCAAAUUAGGAACAAAUCGAUUUGUGAGAGAGAAAUAAAGCAUAAAACUCACUAUUCUAGUGUUUUAUUGAAAAAGAAAAAAGUAAAUAAAAGGAAAAAUGAAAGUGAAUUUGUUACACGACUUAUAAUAGGAAUGCGAGAUAAUAUUUUGGAAUGUGACUAAACAUUUGUUUAUCCUCUACGGACAGACAGUGAUGAUAGGGGUUAUUUUUGGUGGAUUUAUUUGCAUCUGUUAUUUAUUUAAAAAACCAAAUACUAAUACUAUAUAAAAAAAAGUGAAACAAACUGAAACUAUGAUUAAAGGAAAAUACAGUUUGCUGUUGUUUGGCGUUUUUAUACCGCUAGUUGUUGGAUCUCAUUUCUCGGAACUUAUUAGGAAAACCAUACCACUAAGCGUGAGCUGUGACCCCUGCACUGAUGACCAGUUUCAGUGUAGAAAUUGUCGAUGUAUCAUGAAAUCUUUCUUGUGUGACCAUGUCAGCGAUUGUCUGGAUCACAGUGACGAGCCUAGCACUUGUGCGACCAAGAGUUGUAAAGGUGAUGAGUUCAGGUGCAAAAACCAGCUGUGUAUGCCGCAAGACUGGGUUUGUGACGGUUCUAAUGACUGUACGGACAACUCUGAUGAAACCCAUUGUACUGCAAAUCCGCGGACUUGUAACGACACAGAAUACAUGUGCCCCGAGAACAACCAAUGUCUGUCGCUAUCCAAAUUGUGUGGUGGUUAUCUGACAUGUGGUACCCAGGGAAAACCAGCUGUGUGCACCGAAUAUUUGAGUAAUUUUACACAAUGUAAAAACGGACACUGUUUGAGAGGACCAGAGUAUGUGUGUUCACUACAUGGUAACUACAAGCAUGGCGUGGAAGUUGUGUGUAUAUGUAGGCAAGGUUACAUGGUCGACGAAAAAGACACCAGUCAAUGUGUUGACUACGAUGAGUGUGAGAAGUUUGGAAGUUGUGAUCAGAAGUGUGUCAAUUUACCGGGAAGUUACCGCUGUCAAUGUGUUGGGGGCUACAUGAUAGAAGGCAAGGGAACUUGCAGGAAUGUUCAUGGAGUCGAAGCAAAGUUGUAUGUCGGGACGGAACAUAACAUCACGCGCAUGCGCAUGAAUGGAACGGAACCGGAACUUGUUGUCACCGGGAGCGUUCGAGAUUUUGAUAUAGACUAUAUAUCUCAGAACGUCUUUUUUAUCGACACUGCUGACAGAAAGGUUUACACAGCAUCGAUCGGGCGUCCUGAUAAGACAUCACUGCCGUUACAAAGCAUGCCAAAACCUUGCAGUUUGUCUUACGACUGGAUAGGCGGAAACUUAUACAUUGUCGACUGCCUUGCCAAACGUAUAGCUGUCUACAACGUUAAGAGCAGACGACAAAAGAAUAUCAUUAACGACGGUAUUCAAAAUUGCCGGGCAGUUGCAGUGGAUCCGACAACAGGGUAUAUGUUCUACACGGAUUAUGGACGGAAGCCACGGCUUUUACCCCGUAUUGUUCGCGCUUUUAUGGACGGAAGCGCUAUUCUGGAUCUAAAAUUAGGAAAAAUUUUAGCACCCAGUAGCAUAAGUUUAGAUAUAGCAGCCAGACGAAUCUACUGGACAGAUUCCAAGUUGGACGUCAUCGAAACUGCUACAUAUGACGGCUUGCAUAGAACAAGAAUCAUCUCUGGAAGUCGAAAUAUACCUGCGCCUGUUAGUCUCGCGGUGUUCGAGAACGAGAUCUAUUUUGCUGACGUCACAAAGAUGGCGGUGCUUAAAAUUGGAAAAUUUGACAAAACUAAUCACAUGACUCAAAUAUGGCGGACUAAAGCAAUACUUUCAUCUGUGAAAAUUGAACACAAGGUUUUGAGAAUUACUGACAAAGCUGCAGAUCCCUGUUUAAUCAGCAAGUGUGAACAUCUGUGCGUUCUCACCCACGUGUUUGACAACGAUGGUCUCGGGUACAGGUGCGUGUGUGAGGCAGGGUACCAGCUGAAUGAGGAUGGGUUCUCUUGUCGGAGUAUUGAAGAAUUUAUCAUAUUCGCAACCAAACAUUCAGUGCGAGCGAUACCAUUGGACGGCGCAAGGACACGGUCUGUUGACGCCAUGAAACCGGUUGUUGGGCUGACUAAAACCCGUCGGGGUAACAGUUUUGUUGCCGUUGAUUACGACGCGACCAGAAAGGAGCUUUACUACUCGGACAUCUAUAACAGGGCUAUAUUUAAAUCACCAAUUGAUACAGCAGAGGUCAGCCAUGUUCUAGCAAACGACAUCCGGUCUGUUGAAGGAAUCAGUCUGGACUGGAUCUCUCGUAAUCUAUAUUUCACGGACUUUUUCGCGAAGACUGUGUCAGUCAUGCGUCUGGAUGAACCAGAUCAGAGACGAGUAUUGUUGACUGGUUUAGGCAGCCCACGUUCGGUUGUCGUACAUCCGGCACGAGGAUAUGUGUUUUUCGCUGACUGGUUGAAAGAUGGCAACAAUUUCCCGUUUAUUGGCCGUUGCCAUGGAGAUGGUAGCAACAUGACGAAAAUUCACAGGUACGAGCUCGGCUGGCCCAAUGGUAUGUGCGUGGACUAUGACCAGGACAGGGUGUAUUGGGUCGACGCUUAUUUUGACAGGCUUCAGCAUACAGAUUUAGAUGGCAACGACUUACAGACAGCCCAAGGAAUAAAGAUCGUGCACCCUUUCGGUGUGGCAGUCUUUAGAGGGUAUAUAUACUUGACUGACUGGAAACUUCAGUCAAUAACUCGAGUAACAAUGAAUGGUGAUGCAGAAACUGUCCUUCUACAAGGGGUCGAGUUGUUACGCAGCCUGAGGAUAUUUUCUAAAGAUCUGCAGAAAGUUCCCGAUAAACAUCCAUGCACUAUGGUGAAUGGCGGCUGUUCUCACUUCUGUUUCCCUAUCCCGGCUAAGACGAGUAAUGGUUCCCGUACAGUGCAGAAGCAGUGCGGAUGUCCGUUCGGAAUGAAAUUGGGUGAUGAUAAUCUUCACUGUGAAGUUAAUGCUACGGAGAAACGUACAGAAGGGUGUCGGCGUGCCUCUCUCUUCCGGUGCAAGUCGGAGCGGUGUAUAUCAGCCGCCUAUAAAUGUGACGGCGACAACGACUGUAUGGACAACAGUGACGAGGAAAACUGCCCACCAGUAAAAGAAUGUCCUGCCGACAAAUUCCGAUGUAACAACGGGAAAUGUCUCGGUUACCAUUGGAAAUGUGACGGCGACGACGAUUGUGGGGAUAUGUCCGACGAAUCACAGUGCCCCAAUAAACAGUGCAAGCCACAAGAGUUUCAGUGCAACAAUACUUUGUGUAUACAUAUACGGCUGAAAUGUAACUCGGAGAACGAUUGUGCCGACGGAUCGGAUGAAGGGGAUUUUUGUGAACAUCACGAGUGUCAGCCUGGUCACUUCCAAUGUGCGGACAAACGGUGCAUAGCAGAGAGACUAAAAUGCGAUGGCGAAGAGGACUGUUACACCGGCGAGGAUGAAAACAAUUGUCCGCCAUUAAAAUGUCCAGCUGAUUCAUGGAGAUGUGGGACCGUUCGUCAGUGCGUACCGAUUCAAUAUAGAUGCGACGGGGCUUUGGACUGUAGGGACAACUCGGACGAAGAGAACUGCACUUCAAGACCACAAGACGGUUGUUUCAAACAUGAGUUAAAGUGCAGGACCGGCGGAUGUAUUCCUAGUCAAUGGAAGUGUGACGGUCAACCAGACUGCUCCGACUCUACCGACGAGAUUGGUUGUGAUAAGAUAACAUGCUCCGACAGUGAGUUCAAGUGUAAGAACGGGAAAUGUAUUUCGUCAGCACUCAUUUGUAACACCCAGGAUGAUUGUGGUGAUAAAAGCGACGAGGAUCAGAGUGAAACUUGUGCCCCACCUCCGUUUGCGUGUCCUCUGGGUGAAUGGGAAUGCCCGGGACCAAAAGUAAAGUGUAUUAACAGCUCCCUGGUAUGUGAUGGUAAAGAAGAUUGCCCAGGUGGUCUAGAUGAAGAUAUCACGUGCGAGAGGAACGAAUGCGCGAUAGGUAACGCCGGGAUUAUUUUGGGGUUUACGCCCCCACAAGGGUCUUCAGGUGUGUAUGUUAAGAACACCGCCUCGCUCGCUGGAAUAGAUGUGUAUAUGAAAAAUCGACAACUUUUUUUCUCCGACUCACGGACCAUGAAAAUUUACAGAAUGGCUGUGGAUGGAAAGGAUUUCACUCAGAUUAUUUCCUCUGGCAUCAACGUUGUCGAGGACAUAGCAGUUGAUUGGAUAGCGGGAAAUCUAUACUGGAAUGACUUUACAUUAGAAACUGUAGAAGUGGCCAGACUUGACGGUUCCAGUCGAAUGGUCCUCUUCAGCGAAAAUGUUACCCGACCGAGAGGGAUCGAGAUCGAUCCGCGGAAAGACGCUCGUUACAUAUUCUGGUCGGACUGGGGACAGUAUCCGAGGAUCGAACGUGCUGGUAUGGAUGGUUCAGGCCGCACCACCAUCGUAUCCACAAACCUGUACUGGCCCAACGGUCUCUCUAUAGACUAUCCGACACGGAGGUUAUAUUUCGCCGACGCCAAAUUAGAUUCUAUAGAAUUCUGUAAUUAUGACGGAUCAGGGCGUCGGAAAAUCAUACUCCGUUCAAACUUUUUAUUACACUCGCACGACAUUGUCGUGUUUGCCGACUUGAUCUAUUGGACGGACCGGUCAGCGGAGACGGUUUCCAUGUGCCUGAAGUACAACUGUACACAUCUCUAUACCAACCAGGAACGCCUGAACAACCCUAUAGGAGUUACUAUAUUCCAUCCGGCUAGACAACCUGAAGAUGAAAAUCCAUGCAGUAAAGCCUCGUGUAGUCACCUCUGUUUGCUUUCGCCUGUGAAUAAAAGUGGGUUCAUCUGCGCAUGCCCAAUGGGAAUGCGACUUUCACAAUCUGCUCCGCAUCUCUGUGUUGAAGACAUUACCGAUUACAUAAUGUACAGCCACGCAGAAGGUAUUUCCGCUUUACAACUUCCGGUUAGAUUAGGUAAUGAGAGUUAUCUCCCAUUGACAAGGAGUCAGAAAGUUGUUAGCAUGGAUUUUGACAGUCAGAAAAAGCAACUUUUCUUUGUUGAAGAGUCGAGCAGAGGAAAUACGACACUGAAGACCAUGGGAUUAUUCUCCGGUAAUGUUUCUAUACUCGCACCGACAGCAUACAUUGGUAACCCGGCCGGUGUUGCCUAUGAUUGGGUCUCCAAAAAUCUGUUUUGGGCCGAUUUUGUAAGCGGCACCAUUGAGGUGAUGAGGACGCAAGGUAAAUCUGUGUAUCGUAAAGUUAUUUUAAGUAACAUGGGAAGACCGAUAGACUGUGUCACACCGGUAGCAGUUUGCGUAGAUCCCUCAAGAGGGUUUAUUUACUGGAUUGAUAUUGGAGGUCACGGUUUGCGUCCCAAACUGGCGUCAAUGUUAAUGGACGGAACGCAAAGACAAUUGCUUCAUGCAAGACGUGUGGACACGCCUACAUCGUUGUCACGUGAUCCUGCUACAGGCGAUUUGUAUUGGACAGAAGGCAGACGACAACAGAUAUUAAAAUGGGAAUUUCGCACUCGUCGGGUGAUUGUUGUACAAGAUAAUGUUGGCAAACCAAACAGCGUCUCGUUAUUCGGCGGCGUUUUAUACUACGCCGACAACAGCCGACAAACUCUUAACAAACUUGAGCUACGUAAAGGCGGAAACAUGACCGUGCUGAAGAAAAAUGUCAGAAAGGUGAAGGCCAUUACAAUCUACCACAACCGCAAUGUUAAAGGGGAAACCAACAAGUGUGUUUUGAACAAUGGUGGAUGCGAACAACUUUGUCUUCCAACUAGCCCAGCGUCGGCGGUUUGCGCGUGUGGCGUUGGUUACGUCAAGGCUGAAAAUGGGUCAUGCGCAAUGAGAGAAUCAUUUAUACUUGUUUCAUUCGAAGCUUACGUGAGAGGGUUUGCUAUGAACAGAGAUGACCAUGAUGAUGCGAUUUCGCCAAUAGGAGGCACGGAUAGGAGUAUCUUCCAACUUGAUGUUCACAUGGCGGGAAAACAUAUAUACUGGGUGGAGUUGCCCGGCUCUUCUUUAACAGAAGGCAUAUAUAGAAUGAGACCGGACGGAAGCGGGUACCAAAAAGUUAUCACCGGAAGUGCUUUGAACAAACCCGGUGCUUCCGGUAUCAAAGGCAUAGCCGUGGACUGGAUUGCAGGAAAUUUGUAUUUUACCAACGUGAUGUCCAGUGACACAUAUAUAGAAGUAUCAAGGUUAGACGGACAGGAUAGGUUAGUCCUCAUCUCCGAUCCUGCCAACUCGCCCUCUGAAUUAGCAGUUAAUCCAAUUAAACGAUAUUUGUACUGGCUAGACGCUGGACAGUUUCCCAAAAUAGAACGCAGCUGUCUCGACGGUUCAAACAGAACAGCCAUUAUUACAAAUGGCGUAUUGAAACCAAGCGGGAUAACUGUUGAUAUUUUAACGCAUGAUGUAUACUGGACUGAUUCUUCCGUUGAUGCGAUUCAGAAAACGGACUAUUUGGGAAACAAUCGGAAAUACGUGCGUAGUAAUUUACCAUUUCCUGUCGGGAUCGCAGUACUAAAUGAAAACGUGCUUUGGAUGGAUCAGUCGCUUGGUAUAUUAUACAAAGCGGACAAGGGUGAGCCGAAUAUUCGCGCCAAAAUUCUAAAAGGAGGUUUACAUCACGUGAUGUCGUUGGCUAUCUUCGAUCAAAGGAUGCAGCCAAAUGUCACAAGUCCAUGUUCAAACCAAAAUGGCGGCUGCGAACAAUUGUGCUUCUCGAUUCCAAACAGUGAAGAAGUCCGUUGUAAAUGUAGUAAAGGACAAUUAAAGACGGAUAACAAAACCUGCGCUGAAUCAGAGGCAGAAUAUCUCAUAUUUACUGCGAACCAGAAGGUGCAAAGUGCCUACCUCGAUAUUGCUAUAUUAUCCGCCCCGUUUGAACCGAAGGACAACAAAGGAAGCCCAUUAGCCAUUGAUUUCGACUUUGAGAAGAAACUUAUAUUUUACUCAGACGGUCUUAAAAGAGCAGUGUUCCAAGUGAACACAACGUCGUCAAAAAGUGAAAUGGUGUUCGGAAACAGGAGUUUACCAGACAUUGAGAUGAUGUUAGGCAAAAGGAAUUCUUCAAGAGAACCAGAUCGUCCAAUUUUCUCCGAAGGCGUUGGUGAUAGCAUAUCAUAUGACUGGCUGGAGAAAACAUUUUACUGGACAGACACUGUACGAAUGGCGAUUUAUGGGAUGGACAUCAACGGGACCGGAUUCUUAAGAUACGGCGCGGGACUUCCGGUCACCGAAGUCGUGGUUAAUCCAUGCAGAAGGUUGUUGUUUUGGAGUUCAACCACGACUCUAGGAACGAUUCAGCGUUUUAGGACGGACGGUCCCCACGACAGUAAAAUCAUUUUAAAGAAAUUCGCAUUCCGUCCUAAAGGACUGACGAUAGAUUUCGAAGAUGAAAGACUAUAUUUUAUUGAAGCGUUUAAUGGUGUGGUGUACCAUUGCGACUUCGAUGGUCAAGGUCUUACAUCAUUUCUUUCUGUAAAAAGUAUGACACGGGAUAUAGCAAUAUUUAAACAGAAUAUUUAUUACGCAGACCCAGACACAAAUUUCAUCUAUAGAGCAAACAAGCUCACAGGGGCCAACGUUGAAGCUGUGUAUGAGACCAGUGACGUAGUUUUUGGAAUAGCUAUUUAUAGAAAUAGAUCCGAUACGUGUCAUACCGAUCCAUGUAAAAACAAUGGCGGCUGCAGCGAAAUAUGUACUGUGGGUUCCAACCGCGAACCCAUUUGUUCAUGUAAUGAUCCCUUUGAGACAGUACUGAGCAAAAACGGCAAAACUUGUGAAAAGAAGAAUAACACCUGCAAAGAUGACCAAUUUGCUUGUACGAAUGGAAAUUGUGUGGGCUAUACUUUUAUUUGUGACGGUAAAGCAGACUGUAUGCAGACGGACUUACAAACCGAAGAUGAAAGUAAAUAUUAUUGUGAUUAUAGACUGUGUGAGAGCUACGAGUACAGAUGUAGGAGUGGGAGGUGUAUACCAUUAAACUUCCCGUGUGACCAUGACAAAGAUUGUCCUGAUGGUGACGACGAGGAAUUUUGCGAUUACAGAUUCUGCAGCAAAUCGAUGUUUGAGUGUGCAAACCGAAGAUGUAUAAGCAGUCAAAUGAAAUGUGAUGGCGUAGAUAAUUGCCGGGAUGGAUUUAGAUCUGAUGAGUUGAAUUGCGAACCCGUGGUCUGCAAUGGUAGGGAUCAAGUGAAAUGUCCAAAUACAAACAGAUGUAUACUUAAAAAAAAUCUAUGUGAUGGGGACGACGAUUGUGGUGACGCGGCUGAUGAAGAAGACGUGUAUUGUAAUAAACAUGGAUGUGGAAUAGAUGAAUACGCGUGUACCAGUCCGUCAAAAGUAAAAUGUAUACCGAAAUCAUGGUUAUGUGACGGGGACCCUGAUUGUACAAACAUUCAAGGACAGCAAGAUGAAGCAAACUGCACAGCAAAUAUCAGUGACAGAUCAUGCGGUAAAAAACAAUUCCGGUGCACUAAUAAUAAAUGUUUACCAGAAGCAUGGGUUUGUGAUGGAUCAAAUGAUUGCGGAGACUGGAGCGAUGAAAAGAGAACAAGGCUUGGCCGUUGUGAAAAAUCCACAUGCAAAAAAGGUUCUUUCCUAUGCAGAAACCACACACCUCGAGAAAACCUUUGUAUUUCGAACAGACAGCUGUGUGAUGGAGUUGCCGAUUGUACAGACGGGGAGGACGAGAGGGGAUGUACCGCCCCUUCAUGCGAUCCCAGCGUUCCUGAGUUCCAGUGUGCUAACGGUGACUGUAUACCGGCUAGAUUUCAAUGUGACCACGUGAAGGACUGCGCAGAUGGCUCGGACGAAGGCAAAGAAUGUGUAUACAGCGCAUGUAAAGGAAAUGAAUUCAUGUGUGGCAACAAGAAAUGUAUCCCCGACCAUUUUGUUUGUGAUGAAGAGGACGACUGUCUCGACUUUUCAGACGAGAAGGAAUCCAUGUGCAAUAAGAAAGCGAUGACAUGUCCAGAAAGCAUGUUUCAAUGUUACAACAGUAGUAAAUGCAUUAACCAAUCAGCUGUUUGCGAUAAACAACAAGAUUGCAAUGAUUGGUCGGAUGAAAAGCAGUGUGGUGUAAAUGAGUGCUUGUCUAACAGUACCGACAUGUGCUCCCAGAAAUGUGUGGACCUCAAGUCUGGGUAUAAGUGCGAAUGCAACCCUGGCUAUAAACUACUGGAUGACAAAGUGUCAUGUACAGAUAUAGACGAAUGUUUAUCGGUACCUGGAGCCUGCAGUCAGGAUUGUAUAAACACACAGGGCAGCUAUAUAUGUAAAUGCAACGACGGUUACAAGAAACGGUUAGAUGGGAAGACAUGCAAACGAAUUGACAAUAUAACACCUUGGCUUAUAUUCACAAACCGUUACUACAUCCGGGAAAUUACAACCGAUGGCAAAAGUUAUCAGAGAAUUGCAGACGACUUUGGGAACGCUGUUGCUCUUGACAUCUUGUACGACGAGAAUAUGUUAUAUUUCACUGACGUCACGGCUAAAGAGAUCAAGCGAAUGACAAUCAAUGGUUCCGUAACGGAAACAAUAAUUGACAAAGGAAUUACGUCCCCUGAAGGUUUAGCGAUAGACUGGGUAGCGAGAAAGUUAUAUUGGAUAGAUGCCAAGAGAAUAGCCAUGUUUGUAUCAGAACUGAAUGGUACGAGUGUUAAAACUUUACUGAAGAAGAGUAUUCUAAGACGACCACGUGCUCUGGUUGUUAACCCAUUCACGGGCUAUGCCUAUUGGUCGGAUUGGUCUAAGGAAUCUUACAUUGGUUCUAUUGGUCUAGAUGGCUCUGAACCAAACAUAGUUAUUAAGCGCAAAUUGGGUUGGCCGAACGCAUUAACGAUUGAUUAUGAAACAAAUAGAUUAUGGUGGGCUGAUGCUCAUCUCGACUGGAUAGAAUAUGCGAACGUAGAUGGUUCAAACAGACACGUGGUACGCAGGAAUGUACCCCACCCAUUUGCUAUUGCUGUAUUUGAGGACUGGGUAUAUUGGACAGACUGGAACCAUCUUACUAUAGAGAAAUGUAAUAAAUACACUGGUGAAAACUUCACCAGUCUACUUAAUACAACACAUAGACCAAUGGAUAUACAUGUCUUCCAUCCACUAAAACAGAAACUAGGAACGAAUCCUUGUGGAACAGAAAAUGGCGGCUGUAGUCAUCUUUGCCUUCAGAAGCCCGGUGGAAAUAAUUUCACUUGCGCAUGCCCAGACAAGUUUGAGCUAGAUGAUGAUAUGCACACAUGCAGACCUAACUGUUCUAUUACUCAGGUUAGAUGCGGAAAGACCGACGACAGAUGUAUUCCGAGAAUAUGGCAGUGUGACGGGUCACGUGAUUGCAAGGAUGGUGCAGACGAACCGGAUACAUGCCCUGCUACAACAUGCUCUCCCGGACAGUUCCGUUGCCGGAAUAACAAAUGCGUGUACGGGUUCCAAACCUGUGACCUGAUAGACCAGUGUGGAGAUGGGUCUGACGAAGAGGGAUGCGAGGACCAUGAGUGUGAACCGUGGCAGUUCCGGUGUGAGAAUCACAAAUGUAUUCCUAAAGGCUGGAAAUGUGACGAGGUUGAUGAUUGCGGAGACAAUAGCGACGAAUCUGUGAACAUAUGCCACAAGAGGAAAUGUGAAGAUAAUAAAUUUAUGUGUGACAAUGGCAGAUGUAUUCAGUUAUCCUGGCAGUGUGACUUUGAUGACGAUUGUGGUGAUAAUAGUGACGAAAAACCGGAAUUCAGCUGCAGUAACCGCACAUGUAAGCAAGGCUGGUGGAAAUGUCGGUCAAACUACAGGUGUAUCCCGGACUGGCAAAGAUGCAAUGGGAAAGACGACUGCAGAGAUAACUCGGAUGAAGAAACGGCCAAUUGUCCAAAAUGUCACCCUACAGGAGACUUCCAGUGUGAUAACAAACGAUGUGUACCAAAGCGAUGGAUGUGCGACUUUGACAAUGAUUGCGGGGACAACAGCGAUGAAAACCCAGUAAUGUGUGCGCCAUUGUACAGACAGUGUUCAGAAACGGAAGUGAGGUGUAAGAAUCAGAAAUGUAUCCGCAGCAAAUGGCAGUGUGACCAUGACAACGAUUGUGGAGACAACUCUGACGAAGAUCCUUCCAUUUGUACAAGUCCAACUGUGUGCACACGUAACCAGUUUCAAUGUGUGACAGGACAGUGUUUAGACAAGUCGUUUCGAUGUGAUGGGACCGGCCAAUGUCCGGAUUUGUCGGACGAGGCGAACUGUACCGGCAUUUACCCUCGUGGACGGGCGUGCCCCGGUGAAAAAUUCCAGUGCGGCAAUAACAUUUGCAUACCGUUGCACUGGCGAUGUGAUAGCUAUGACGAUUGUGGUGACCAAUCGGAUGAGAAAAUAGAAACAUGUGACCAGAUCACGUGUACGGAUAAAACACACUUCCGGUGUAAUAACCGGAAAUGCAUUCAAAGAUGGCAGUUGUGUGACAAUAUAACCCAAUGUGGCGACGGAUCGGAUGAGGAUAAUGCCACUGUUUGUAAACCACCGAAGCAGACGCCAUGCAAAGCUGAUCAAUUUAAAUGCAUGAAUGGCGGGUGUAUAACUUCUUCCGGUGUAUGCAACAACGUCAAAGAUUGUGAGGACGCUUCAGAUGAAAUUGGCUGCUCGAAAGGAGGAGAAAAGUCAACCUGUUCCGUAAAGAACGGCGGAUGUGAACAGAAAUGUAACGUGGUGAAGGACGGGUUUUAUUGCUCCUGUUGGAAUGGUUAUUACAUCAGCGCGUCUGACGGCAAGUCAUGUGAAGAUAUUGACGAAUGUUCAAUCUAUGGCAACGGAUGUCCACAGCUUUGUAAUAAUGUCAAGGGAUCCUUUAAAUGUCAGUGUGCAGCAGGUUUUACCGAUGUCAAAGGUCAAGGUCAUGACUGUAAACCAAAGAAAGUUAGUCGAUCCCUUUUCUUUUCGACCCUAACGGAAAUUCGACGUUUUCAACCGGAUAAAAAAGAGUAUUCAGGGGCGGUAAUCGCCGGAAGUUCGGUCACGUCUAUCGACAUUGAUAUUGAAAAGGAGCUUCUCUAUUGGACAGACCAAUCUAACAAAGGAAUAUUUCGUGCUCCGAUAACAAACAAGAAUGACAGGCUUGGGUUGCCACAAAACAUCGGUGUCCGUACUUCUGGACCUUACGGCAUUGCCGUCGAUUGGGUUGAAAAUAAUAUUUAUUGGACCGAUGUCAAAGAACACAGUAUUUCCGUUUCUUUGUUUGAUGGCAGAUACCAACAUACAUUGAUAUCUGAUAUAUAUGAACCAUUAGCUAUUGCCGUCAAUCCAAAAUAUGGACUGUUGUACUGGACUGAUGGAAAUCCUAAACAACCUCGCAUAGAGCAGUCGUGGAUGGACGGAACGAACCGGAAAACGCUCAUCUCCACUCGUCUAAUACGCCCGUCUGCACUUACUAUAGACUAUACAAUGUCGGACAGGGUGUACUGGGCGGAUUAUAAGUCUGGUGUCAUUGAGUCGAUGAAUUUUGACGGUUCUGAGAGAGCCCUAAUUAUAGAAAAAGCAUACAGUCCGGUCAGUUUAGAUGUGUUCGAGUCAAAGAUUUACUGGGUUUCUCAGAAGAAUGGGUCAGCACAUUAUAUGGAUAAAUUUGGUUUUGGGAACUCGACUGUACUUCAGACAGGACUAAUUUACCCGAGCGGAGUGAGGCUGUUCCAUAGACUCAGGAAAGACUUAGAAAUAAAACCAAGAUGCCCGAGGCACGGUGAAAUGUGUAGUCACUUAUGCCUGUUAAAACCACGAGGAUACUCGUGUGCAUGCCCGGAUGGUACUUCUUUUGAUGGAGAAAACACCUUUACAUGUGAUGCUGCCUCCGAGGUAGAGAAAUGGGCACCUAAGAUAUGCGCAUGCUGGAACGGUGGUGAAUGUAUCUUGUUUCACAAUGGAACACAUUCCUGUAUAUGUUUGCCAGGUUUUAGCGGCAACUUAUGUGAGCAUGUCGAACCGAAGAAACUUACGAGUGAAGAAGAUGUCCCAAGACUGUUGGCAAUAGUUAUACCUACAGUGGUUGUGUUUAUUCUUGGUGCAGGAUUACUUAUUGUUGUUCUUCUGAUUUGUAAGCGAAGACGGAAAAAGUCAGCAACCACCGUGGCUUAUUCUAAUGGAGAGCAUGUUGAAAUCCCAGCAGCAUUUUCCGUUCCUCCAGCAUCUGAAGUGCAAAUGGUGGCGGAUGAUCCAACGCCAACCAAUUUCUGUAACCCUUUGUACGAAACUUGUAAAGGUGAAGAUCCUCAGUCGUUCAUGAAAGGCGUGCAGGAAAUAUCCGUGCCUGAUGAGGAUUCGGAUCAUUACGCUUCAGCCGGCAGUGUAGCUAGCAUAUAUCCUUGUAGCGAUGCUAAAAACAAUGAAAGCACCUAUAUCACGCCUACUAAACACACCAACUCAACAGACUUUGCAAGUUUAGUGGCUGGAAGUGAACCUAGGCACCUCGACGCCGCAGAGGAUCAUGGGAGUGACACAAAUGUUCUCGUUAAACAAAGUGUAGAUGGACUUACUGAAGAGGAACAUCAAGUAUAGAUAAUACACCUCACCUGUUUAUACACCACAAAAACAUGACAAAUAUUUCAUCUAGACAAAGUGAUUUGGUCCCCAUUUUUGACAAACACUUUCUUUGUUAUGAUGGCCGACUUUCUUUAGGCAUCAUGUAGAUAAUUCAUUGCCAAUAGGUGAUUAAUAUUGAGUUUGCAAUUGGUAUUACAAUAAUAUAUUCCUUCUGCAAAUUGAUCAAGCUAUGCUUAAGAACUAGUUUUUACUUAGUUGCAACUACGUCAGAUAAUUUUAGUCAUUUUGGGGGGAUUGUGUUGACUUUAUACACAACAUAGUUUAAUAAAGAGUCUGUCAUAAUACCAUCAGACAUAGCAAAUUUGCUCAACCUUAACAUUUUUCUUUCAAAAAUACUGUUAAAUACAUAAUACCAUGUUUGAUACUUAUUCUCAAUAUGUUAUCAGAACUUGAAUAUCAAACUUUUUGUACCAAAAUGUAAAGCGAUUCCUAUCGGGCACAAUUUUUAUAUAACUAUUGUAAACUAUUUUCUUAAUUUAUACGAAAAAAGUUUACAGGAAUAUGUGUUUAACACACGGAUAUGAAAACAAUCAUUAUUAUUUCUGAAACAGCUAUCAAACGCCUCGUCAUCAAGAGGUAUUUCCUUAACAUGUAUCAAGCCCCAGGUUUCGUGACGCAAAAUUUCAAUAAAUAAACAUGGAGAGUGUUGGUUGAAAAUAUUUUUCAUUCAAACAGUGUUUUUAAAAGCUUGUUUAUUUCAUGUUUUCUCUUGAUUUAUACAGACGUUUAUAUGCAUAAUAUGUAACUCAUGACAACAAUUCAAUAAGAAGUAUCUCUCGAGUCUAAUAACUUAAAAAGGCAUGCAUCAAAGAGCCUUACUUUUACGAUUUAUUUCUUUAUGCAGAAACAUUUAUUGAUAACAUAUUUAUUUAGAAUUCUAAGACACUUUUCACGAAAUAGUAACUUUUUUCAAUUGUGACACCAUGUAUAUUUCACUGUAUUUAUUAUUUUUCUCCCCGAUUGUAUUGUACACUUAGAUUAUUUUGUGUAAGUUAAGAAAAUAUGCAUUUUGAACCGUUAUGUAUAAUCUAGAUAUGUAAAUAUAGUAUAAAAACUUGUAA